UCUCAAAACUUUUUUUUUCCUCGGCACUGCCCUCAGUCGGAGCGCUGGGGAGAUGUGUGUGUGAUGUCGGUGAACGCGUGGUUGCAGUGCCGCGGUCGGAGCGCUCUCUCUGCGGUUCCACAGCAAUAAAAAAAAGAAAAGAAAGAAAAACACGGUGAGGUGAACAAGAGGACAAGAGCCCCAUGUUAAAGGACUGUACCUUGGAGAAAAGUGGCUGCCCGGAGCCCGUCAGCAUGCGGGUCCUGUUGAGCGUCCUGUACCCGGUCCUUUCCCUCACCAUCUUCGGAUUGUAUCCCUCUAUGACUAUCGGCCCAAAGGAGGGCUGGCAGGUGUACAGCUCAGCCCAGGAUGCUGAUGGGCGCUGCAUCUGCACAGUGGUGGCACCAGAACAAAGCCUGUGCUCUAGAGACGCCAAGAGCAGACAGCUCCGCCAGCUACUAGAGAAGGUACAGAACAUGUCUCAGUCCAUUGAGGUGCUGAACCUACGCACUCAGAGGGAUUUCCAAUAUGUCAUGAAGAUGGAAAACCAGAUGAAGGGUCUGAGAACCAAGUUCAGACAGAUUGAGGAUGACAGGAAAUCCAUCAUGGCCAGAAAUUUCCAGGAGCUUAAGGACAAGAUGGACGAGCUGAAGCCGUUGAUCCCUGUGCUGGAGCAGUAUAAGAUGGAUGCUGCACUCAUCUCUCAGUUCAAGGAUGAGAUCAGAAACCUGUCUGCGGUGUUGACAGGCAUACAGGAGGAACUUGGGGCGUAUGACUACGAUGAGCUUUAUCAGCGAGUCCUGCGACUAGACAGUCGGCUCCGCAGCUGUAUGGGCAAGCUGACGUGUGGGAAAUUAAUGAAAAUCACUGGACCUGUUACAAUAAAGACAUCUGGAACCCGGUUUGGGGCAUGGAUGACUGAUCCUCUCGCAUCAACCAGAAACAACAGGGUUUGGUAUAUGGACAGUUACACCAAUAGCAAGAUUGUACGUGAAUACAAGACGAUGGAAGACUUUGUAGCAGGGGUGGUUUCUCGAACCUACAGCCUCCCCUUUAAAUGGGAGGGAACAAAUCACAUCGUCUACAACGGAUCACUUUAUUACAACAAGUACCAGAGCAACAUCAUUGUCAAGUAUAACUUCGAGACGGGCAGCGUGCUGGCCCAGCGAGCUUUGGAAUUUGCCGGCUUCCACAACAUGUACCCAUAUACGUGGGGGGGAUACUCUGACAUCGACGUCAUGGCUGAUGAACUGGGAAUGUGGGUUGUGUACGCAACCAAUCAAAAUGCUGGAAAUGUUGUCAUCUCUCAGAUCGACCCUGACACCUUGCAGGUCCUAAAGACUUGGACCACCGAAUAUUCCAAAAGGAACGCAGGUGAAUCUUUCAUGAUCUGCGGGACACUGUAUAUUACUAAUUCUCACCUGUCGGGAGCAAAGGUUUACUACGCUUACUCUACCAAGACUUCAACCUAUGAAUACAUAGACAUUCCUUUCCACAACCAGUACUUUCACAUCUCCAUGCUCGACUACAAUGCCAGAGAGAGGGCGCUGUACGCUUGGAAUAAUGGGCAUCAGGUAAUAUUUAAUGUGACCCUUUUUCAUGUCAUAAAAACUGAUGAUGAUUCUUAAGUGUGAUACUUUUCAACUACAACUAAAGCACCAUCGUUUGUGAUACAAGGACCUCCUUAUUGACCGUGUUUUCUUCUAUUUGAAAUGGACUGUGGUUUCUUUACUUGACAUUACUUGAACUUUUCUAAUUUUUGCCUCUGGAUUCUUGGCUGAAUUGAGCAUGGAUACCAAUAACUUUAAUGCUUUACUGAAAAACAUGCUAUACAGUUUAUAUACAUUUCCGUUGCUGCUGAUCAGACUAGUAUGCCUUAUUUGCUAAGUGUCAGGUCUGCCAGCAGAAGACGCUUUUGCAUGAAUGUUAACAUUUUGUCCGCAGUGAUUUGCUAUGACAUGACUGUGUUUUGUUGCAAAAUUGUUACUUGCUUUCCAGUGUUUGCUUUCUUUGUCUUAUUAAAAGUCUAUUUAAAAGUAUUUAAACCUUGAAAGUAACAUAUUGAUGAUUAUAAAAUGUAGUUGCCAUUCUUUUAAAGAUGGCCCUGUAAAAUAUUGUUGUUAUGUAUGUUUCUGUGGAAGAACAUUUGUAUUUUUUAUAAAAACCAAACCCAUGAGACGAUAUCUGCGCAUUUUCAUUAAAACUAACUAUUAUACA
Molecule: messenger RNA, 2196 nt
Organism: Oreochromis aureus
Lineage: Eukaryota; Metazoa; Chordata; Actinopteri; Cichliformes; Cichlidae
Gene: olfm3a
Product: olfactomedin 3a
Exons: 6
Coding region: 183-1607 (474 amino acids)
Biological process (GO): signal transduction
Source: RefSeq, a predicted model, not a curated record